AUGUCGACGACGAGAAAGAGUGCCAGCUCGUUGCUUCCUGGAAGUAACCUGAGCCAAUCGAGCCACCGUUCCGUGAUACAGGGUACGAAGAACUUCGUCUGGAAUCGGGAGGAGCUAUCGUCCAAUUUGCCGUACCACAACCAUAACUAUGAGAUUCCGUUCAAUCGGCCUCCGAAUGAGGUUAACUUUAUGGGUGGACUUGGCAGCAAGAAGGCCCACUUCCGGUCGAAGCUACAUCCGCAGCGCUUCUCGACCGUCCAGAAGCUGAUGCGUAUGCGUACAUCGAACCGCAUCCUGGAGACGCUAACCGAGGAUCUGCGGAAGGUGAACCUUUGUCGGCACAAGGGCGAUCAGCAGAAGAAAGCCAACAAUGUGACGGAGUUCAUCAAGAAGAUGACGGACGAGCUGCAGACGGCCGGUAACAUCGAACACUCGACACCGUCGGAUCAGUCGGAUAUGAUGCGCAAUCCGGCCCGGAAGAAGCUCACCAACGAGGACUAUAAGGAGAUGAUCAAGAAGCUCGAUCGGAUUCUGCUCGAAGAUGAUCGACCAUCGGCCGGCCAGAACGUUUCCUUUCGUGAUUGGGCAAUGCGCGAGCGGCACAACUUCAAGAACCGCAGCAACAUCGAGAUGAUGAAACGGGAACGGGAAACGCUCGAGUCGGAGUUGUGCUCGUCGGUGGACACCCGAUCGCACGAGUACAUCUCGAACGAGGGCAGAAGAGUGACGAAGGUGCGCCGGGCCACGAAGAUACCGCAUAUCGAGGGCCAUAUGUAUGGACCGUUUACGCGGCUACCGAUCGAGGAUCCACUGUUGGCGAAUGAGACCAAGUUCGGCAUUCCGCUGAGCCUGCUGGUGCGCUCGUACCGGGAGAUGGACACGAAGAAGGAAGGUGAGCGAACCCUGAUUGAUACCCGAUUGUCUCACAUGAGGAUCCCUCUGUGUCCGAAAAGCAGCGACUCGUCCGAGGACGAGGACCAGAUGGAGGAGGUCAAGAUCCUGUCAUUCCUCCGAACGCCCUACUUCCCCAUUCCGACGAUAAAGCGGCAGAAGAAGCGACGCAAGGAUCGGUUGCGUAGCCGCUGGUUGCAGAAGAACCGCCUCAAGCGCAUCACGAUGCUGCUGUACGAUCGUUCGCUGGAGAACAUGAAGUCGGGCCGCAGACGUAAGGCUGGUCGGUACGGAAGCGAGGUGCCGGCGGUGGUGGCCACUGCUGGUGGUGCUCCUCGUUCGGGGGGCUCUAGUGCUAGUGGUACGGAGGGGCGCACGAAGCGCAAGAGCUCCCCGGCGGUACCGGAGUCGUCCAAAGCAGGGAUAAGUGAGAAGCGCUCCCGGUACUAUCGGUUCAUCGAGGAGAAGUCCCAGCAGUACCGCCGGAUGUACGAUGAGGGAUUGCAGCAGCGGAUGACCAGUUUUCAGGAUUUUAAGGCCAGUGAAACGGUGGGUACCUCCGAGGAUGGGCUGUCGGAGUCGAGCCGUAAGAAGGCCAAACUUCAGGGGUUGAAGCUGAUCGAGGAGAGACCACCGGUCGAGCGGCUUGAGCUGAAGUUUCCACCGAACCGAUUUAAAAGCCUUUCCAAGAGUGACACCCAGAAGGGUGCGUUCUACAUCGAUCCGGAGUUUUACGAUAAGUUGAGGGACCUAAAGCGAUACAAACAACGUUCCAAGUACUACACCAGCCUGAUGCGCGGUAGACCGGACGUACGCCAGCGGCUGCAGGUGAACGCUCCGGAGUUCGAAGAGGAGCAGAUCGGGCACAAGUACAAGUACUUUAGCCGGUUGGCGACGGAAUGGGAUAACUACUACAUCCAUGAGCUGCGUUACCGGCCCCGGAUACGUAAGUUCUGUCCCAAAACCGACAUUCUCAAUAUACGCGAGCAGCGCCGCAAGGUGUUCCUGCAGUACUUCAUCGAGGAGAAUCUGCUUCAGCGCCGGGCACGCCAGAGUCUGGAGCGCCGGUAUGCCAAUUGGAUUAAGAACUUUUGCAAGCGCAUAAGACCGCUGUUCAAGGUGUGGAAGGAGGAAGCGUACUCGAAGCUGGUGGCAGCUACCGAUCGGGAGAAGGAAGCCACCCAGGAGACGGCCCGGUUGAGGGCUACGCUUCAGGAUCGUCAAAACAAGAUGGACUCGGUAACGGAGCGUAUCCUGCUGCUGGAGGAACGCUGGAACCGGGUUAUGCAAAUAAGGAACUACUACUACAUGCUAAUGGAUUCGCAGUGGCGCUUGCAGAACGAUUACUUCCAUCGUGCCUCGGAUGGAUCGCUGUUGACGGUAUCGGAAAGCAUUCGAAACUGCAAAUCGUUGUUCAUCCGCACCGAGGGCAAUAAUGUUGCUACGGAGAUUGCGGAGUUCUAUCUGGGGAAAGCCUUCCCGGAGUUGGAACGCUUGCCCAGCUGUGAUCCGGAUGCUGAGCUGUUGCGUCGUGGGUUGGUACAGCUGAAUUUGCGCACGAUCGACCUGAUCAGCAAGUACAACCAGAAGCUGAUGGUGUUCAGCAAAAUCGACUACCACUACAAGGAUGUGUUGGAACAGUUUCCGAAAUAUUUCACCGACCACUACGAUGCGUUGCACCUGUACACCGCCAAGAUGGAAUCGAUACAGAGUAAGAACGAGCGACUAAAGACACAGUUCCAUGGCCUGCUGGGGCAGCCACUGCAGGAUUGCGUUUACAACAAAAUCAUGCGAAUUACUACCUCUACAGUGGGGCAGCUGUAUCUGUUUGUGAGAAAACUACAACACCGUCAGGUGGAGAUAGUGGAGAUCAAUGCAAGAGACAAGCUGGCCGCCAUACACCAGCAUGUGAUGGAUUUACUCUUCGAGCUGGAUCUACUACCGCUGGACGUGCUGAAGGAGUCCGAGCGUGAGGCACGGCGGAAUCGCAAAACCCUGUUCCGGGAAGCGAACACGGCGUACAAGAAAAAGAUGGUGCUGGAUUUGCUGCGUAAACAGCUUCGUUUCCACGUCAGAAAGUAG
This is a messenger RNA of Anopheles darlingi, 2973 nucleotides long. RefSeq lists its product as uncharacterized. The record is from RefSeq and is a predicted model, not a curated record. The coding region runs from base 1 to 2973 and encodes 990 amino acids. NCBI's taxonomy places the organism in Eukaryota, Metazoa, Arthropoda, Insecta, Diptera, Culicidae. The transcript is spliced from 8 exons.